This is a messenger RNA of Lepisosteus oculatus (spotted gar), 2780 nucleotides long. NCBI's taxonomy places the organism in Eukaryota, Metazoa, Chordata, Actinopteri, Semionotiformes, Lepisosteidae. The record is from RefSeq and is a predicted model, not a curated record.
CACUUUCCCACAUGUUUCACUGACGCGGCCCUACAGGAUCCAUCGGGGCUGAAAAUAUUCCUCCUGGGGAGGACUGGAGUGGGAAAGAGUGCCUCUGGAAACACCAUCCUGGGCCCUGGGCACUUCAGGUCCAAACCGCGGGCCGAGCUGGUGACCAGGGAGUGUGAGCUGGGCACAGGGGAGGUUGCGGGGAGGCCGGUGUGUGUGCUGGACACCCCUGACACACAGCUCCUCAAUGAGGAGCACACGCUUCAGAAUAUUCGGGGUGUUUUCCUGAGGGCUCAGGAAGUCCACGCGCUCCUCCUGGUGCUCCCAGUAGGGGACGCCAGAGACACACAUCGGGGAGCGCAGGAGAUGAUCCAGGAUCUCUUCGGACCGCAGGCCCUGCGCUACACGAUAGUGCUGUUCACCCGGGGAGAGGAUCUGGAGGGGGAGACUCUCCAGGAGUACGUUCAGAGCCAGAGCAGGGAGCUGCAGUCGCUCGUGGAGCAGUGCGGGGGACGCACGCACGUCUUCUGCAACAAGAACACUGCUGACCGCAGCCAGGUCGCCCAGCUGCUGGACAAGAUUGAGGCCCUGGUGAGGGAGAACGGAGGAGGACUCCACUCCAGGACCCCUGAUUCACCAAUCGAGUUGUCCGAACCCAGAGACCUGAGGAUUGUGCUCCUGGGAAAAACCGGUUGUGGGAAGAGCCGGACAGGGAACACGAUCCUGAAACAGGAUGUGUUUCAGCAUGAAUGCAGUCCCAAGUCAAUAACACAUGAAUGUCAGUGGGGCACAGGGACCGUGGAAGGCAGAAAGGUGACUGUGGUGGACACUCCGGGCUUCUUCGACACUGAGCUCCCUCAAGGCAUACUGAGGCGUGAGAUUGGUAGAUGUAUCGCGAUGUCCUCGCCCGGGCCACACGCAUUCCUCCUGGUCAUACAGGUCGGGCGACAAACGCCAGAGGAGAAACGAGUGGUGAGCGAAAUCCUGAGGCUGUUCGGCCAGAAGGCUCUGAGGUUUGCUCUGGUCCUGUUCACCCACGGAGACAGUCUCGGGAAGGGGACCACGAUCGAAGAGUUCUUUGAGAGGAACGAUCACCUGACGGGCCUCAUUGAGAAGUGUGGGGGCCGUUACCACAUCUUCGACAACGAGGACAAGAGCAGCCGCACCCAGGUCAGGCAGCUGCUGGCGAAGAUCGAGGCCAUGGUGCAGCAGAACGAAGACGCCUUCUACACAAACAGAAUGUACCAGGAGGUAGAAAAUCGAAUCAGGACCGAGGCAGAGAGGAUACUCAAUAUGCUUGUUUUAUAUAUGCUAAGAAUGACAGGCAGACACACUUCAGGUGGUGACGAGCCUGAAGGCCAUGCAGCAAGGCUUUGGCGGUGGCUGAAAGAGAAAGCAAGAUACCUGGCAAUGCUGUUCCUUUGCUGUUUCCCUUGUUUCAUGCAAAACACAGAGGAAGACGACAGCAGGCAGACACUGUUAAGGAAUGAUUCGCACAGCACGGGUAUAGAAAUGAGGGAGCGAGGAGCAGAUUCCGAGAUAAGGCGUCGACGCUGAAGGCAAAGGGGGGGUGGAAACUCAAAAGGACAAGGAUUUGGACAAAGAAGACGACACACAAGAUCCUUACGAUUCUCAUCUGGUCUCAUCAGAUUACUGUCUAUAUAAUCUCUGAAAUAAAUAAAGGGUGUGUUCCACCUGUACUAUCUCCUAUCACCAGCAGUUAUCGGCCCUCAGAUCACAUAUCAGGGCCUCCGAGACACAGGCGCCCAGCUUUCUAAUCCGUGUCCUGGAAUCAAACUGUAGCUGGUUUCCCCACUAGGAUUAUGCUUAUUAGUGUAGGGAUGCAAGGAGUGGCUCAGUCCAGUGAAGGUUUGAGAUGAGCUUACAGUAAUUGUCAUGAAAAUGGCCUCUUCCCGAGACCACUGAGGGAGACACACACCAGGUGUAUUUCCCACAGAGCCCCGAACUGCACCAGUUUUUGAAGUCUGAGCCCAGCCAUGUUAUUCCCAUGAAUGGGGGUUUAAGAGCCCACGUUCUACUUCUGGCCCUGUGGCUACUCUUGAAGAUACUGUCCAGCCUCUCUGCUGUUUCUGUGGCGUCUCGUACAACAGCAGGUGUCUGUUUCACAAUUCUCUACAGCCAGGUCAAGGGAACAAAACAGUGACCACAGGCCAGGGCCAGAUAUCUACAAUUGCAAAAAAAAAAAGUGUCAUUUUGUCCAGACCACAAGCCUUGUGUCUUUCACAGCCUCCUGCAGAUGUCAGCUGAUCUUCAGAGAAGGAGACGUUUUUUCACUGCCCUGCCAAUAACCGAUGUGCAUCGUUUCUGCCAAGUGUGCGUUUUUAAAAAAGCGAGUCCUGCUCUUCCACUUUCAUCCUUCAUCCCCCGAGACGACUCGAUCGCCUCAAUGGUCCUUAUCCUGCGGUUGAGGGUUCAGUUCCUCACUAAAUCAUUCUUCUUUUCGAUUAUAUUUUAACACUUUCUUUCUGAGUCGGUGUGACCCAAGGAUGGACAUUCCUGCACGAGAGAAGAACUGAAACAGCACGUUGGCGUGUCUGAGUGUCACGAAUGCUCCCUUCCUUGUUACAUUUGCACUUGGGGCUCUUAGCUUGAUCGCUCUGCUCUGCGCGUUCUAAAUAAAAGCAGCGUUCAUUCACCUUGAGGGCUGGCUCUCUGCGCAAGCGUGUGGCCCACGAUCGAGGAGGGAAAGAGAACAGGGGGGCAGCAGCUGCAUGUGAAAAACACACCACACACACACACUCAUGCUCACACUCACACUCACACUCACACAA